Plasmodium gaboni is the source of this 2139-nucleotide messenger RNA. RefSeq lists its product as hypothetical. The record is from RefSeq and is a predicted model, not a curated record. The coding region runs from base 1 to 2139 and encodes 712 amino acids. The transcript has a single exon. Lineage: Eukaryota; Apicomplexa; Aconoidasida; Haemosporida; Plasmodiidae.
AUGUCAUUGAAAAAGUACCCUUUUUAUUAUAUUAAAAAAAAGAAUGUCAUGUCCUUUUCUUUUUUUGCACUUUGUAAUAUAAAGAUAAAUGAUAAGGCUUAUCAAAAUGUUUAUAAUUUGAUGUUCUAUUAUAAUAAUAUAAGAUAUAAUACAAAUAUUAAUUUAACUCAAAAGAAAAAUAAUAUAUUUGAAGAAGAACUAACAAAAGUAUUUAAAGAAUAUCCAAUUCUUAAAAGAAAUAAUAUAUCAGAUUAUGAAGAAAUAUUAAUAAAAGAAGAUGAUAUAAACAACAAGUAUAAAAUUGGAGAUAUCAUUUGUAUAGAUGAUCAUACAUUUGGUGUAGUUUUACAAAUUAAUCAAAAUAAUACAAUCAUAGGUAAAAUUUAUCAAAAAAAUAUAAAAAAUAAAUAUAACAACAAUAAUAUUAUUAAUAUUAAUAUAAAUGAAAAAAGAAAUGUAUACUCUCCAUAUGAAUAUUUAAAAUAUCUAUUCUCAAAACAUAAUAAUAAAUUAAAUAUAUUUCAUCAUAAUUACAAAGAAAUUUAUCAUAAAAGAUCAAUUAAAAAACAACUACACAGUAAUAUUUUCUUAAUCGAUAUUUUCAAUAAAAUAAAAUACGGACAAAAAAUCUGUGUAAUCACAGAAAAAGAUACAGCAAAAAAUGUUUUGCUACUUUCUUUAAUUUAUGAAAAUCUAUUAAUCAACACAAUUUGUAAAAAUGAAAACCUUUUCAUUAUUUGCUCAAAUAUACAUAAAUCUGAAUUAAAGCUCUUUUUUCAAAAAUUACAUGAAUUGUUCAGGCAAAUGUUGAACAAGUCAGGUAAAAAUAAUAAUAAUAAUAAUAAUAAAAGAAUGGACAAUAUAAAUAAUAUAGAUAUAAAAAUGAAUAAUAUGUAUAAAAAUAAUGAUAUAUAUGAAACCAAUAUUGUUGACAAAUUAUAUUCAGAAAAUUAUAUUUACGAAGAUGAUAUAAAAAUACCGAAUGAUAUUUUGUGGAUAAAUUCUACAACACACUAUGACACACAAUAUUCUUGUUACCUUGCCCCUAUAUUAACAACAUAUAAUUUGAAUGAAUAUAAAAAAAAGUAUAAAAAUAUAAUAAUGGUAUUUUAUAAUGUAACCAGAUAUAAUGAAAUCGUUACCGACUUGCAAAAUUAUAUGAAUAUAUUUAUGAAAAAUUAUUAUAAUAAUAAAAAAAAGCAAGAAAUAGAAAAUAAAAUAAAAAAUAUAUGGAAAGAUGAGUUUUUUAUUACAUCCUUACCUUUGUCGGCACAUAGUAUUAUUUCAAAAUAUUUAUCACAUGCAAUGUAUCCACAUUAUUUGGAAAAAGAAGAAGAAGCAGGAAUAGAAUUAAAAAAAAAUAAAUAUAUAUAUGAUAGUACAUCAUAUAAAAACAAUAAAAUUGAUAUAAAUGAUAAAAAUGAUAUAUUAUACACAUUAGAUAGUUAUAAAUAUUAUGAUUACAUAAAUUUAAAUAUCUCUAAUUUACAAAUAAAUAAUAUAUCAAAUAGUGUUACUUCAUUUUGUUUUAUUGAUAAAACACAACAUGAAUUAACUCGAAUUAAUGAUUAUGCAUUAUCUUUAUGUGAUAAUUAUAUUUCACUGAUAGAUAAUAAAUAUAACAUAAAUCCUGAAAUGGAUAUAAAUUCUUUUUUACAUAAUAAAAUUAUUGAGAAUAAUCAAAUAUGGUAUAUUGUCAAAAAAGAUAUUCAACAUAUUUUUAAUAAAAGAGAUGAAUAUAUUAAAUUAAUUGAAAAUAAAGGUAAAAUGAAUAUAUAUAUAGAUCAUUGGGAAGAAGAAAAUUUUGUGCAUUAUAAUAAUAUAUAUUAUAUUAUUGUAUAUAAAAAUUUCAAUAUAUUCAAUUUAAAUUCUUUUCAACUACUUGUCUUAUUAAGGUCAUUAAUAUAUUCCAAUUUUACCAACACAAAUAUUUCAAAAGACCAUAUUCAUUUUUUUUAUCAACAAUUUUUUCAUUAUUAUUAUCAAAAUUUCAAAUAUUUUUCUAUAUUACAUGAUGAAUAUUAUAAAAAUUUAAACAAAUUUAAACAAACCCAAGGAGCACAAGAAUUUAUUAAUAAGGUUGACACUGUUAUGAAAUAUAUAAAGCCCAAUUUUAAAAACCAAAAAAAUUUUAUUUAA